This is a messenger RNA of Colletotrichum navitas, 2620 nucleotides long. Its product is annotated as F-box domain-containing protein. The coding region runs from base 1 to 2190 and encodes 729 amino acids. The record is from RefSeq and is a predicted model, not a curated record. The transcript is spliced from 6 exons. Gene Ontology annotation, molecular function: protein binding. Lineage: Eukaryota; Fungi; Ascomycota; Sordariomycetes; Glomerellales; Glomerellaceae.
AUGGCGCCUCCCGGCCAGCUUCCCCGCGUCCGCUCUUCAGAGGCGUCAAUCGAGAAGGGCCGCAUGGCCUACGCGGACCAACGCUUCCGCGUCGCCCUCGAGCACUUCACCCUCGUCGCCGGAAACUGCCCCUGCUCGAAUCCCCGUGGUAGCGGUCCGGGGACCUCCCAGGGAUCCGGGUCGGGGGCCGACCACCAACAGCGCCGGCGGCGAGAGAGGUGUACGUGCCGAGACUUUGGCCAGGCCGCGGCUCGGCACAGCCGCGAGAGGGGCAGCGUCUACGCCGAGGCCACCAAGGAGUGCAAGUGCGGCGCCGAGAAGACGUGGGGCCGCUGUCACCGCGAGAGUCACGUCCAGGCGCUCGACUACCGCGCCGCGUGCUUCGAGAAGAUGGGGAACCUGGACAAGGCGAGGAGAGAUGCCGAGUGGUUGUUGGAGAUUGCGCCGCGGAGGCUGGAGGUGGGUUACCAAUGUCCAGCUGUUGUUCCCUUGCCCGGCACUCGCUGUUCUAGCGACCUUCAGGGCUACAUGAGGUUGGGCAAGAUUUACAGGCUCGAGAAGAAGCCGGAGAUGGCGUGGGCCGCGUGGUGUGCCGGCCUCGAGGUCGGCCAGAAAGAGGGGCUUAUCGGCACGCCCAAGUACGAGCAACUCGGCAAGAUCCGGGAACCGCUACAUAAACACUUCUGUCGGAGGGAUCCUCUCGAGCUGCCAACCGAGCUGAUCGAAAAGAUCUUUUCAUAUUUCGAGUUCCAAGAGUUAUGCCGAGUAUCGGGCGUCUGCAAACGAUGGGACCACUUCCUCGACACCCACCCCUACAUCUGGCGCGAGGUCCACUUCCCGACCCUGAAUCCUCAGAAGCCGCCCAAGGUCUCGUUUCUCAAGACGCUGCGGAAGCGCACCGGCGGCGGUGCCCGCAGCCUCGUCAUCCCCAACGCCCAUUCCUUCCAGCUCAACGAGAGCAAGUGGCUGUCGCUCAUCCAGACGACGAACCCGCAGAUGACGACCCGCCUCGAGAUCGGCUACAUCAAGCGCAACCUCGAGGGCGACUGGGGCUACAAGCUGCCGCCGAAGCCGGUCUUCUUCCAGGGCGUCAAGGAGCUGCGGCUCAGCUUCCACGAGAUCACUCGGCCGGCGCCCCACGGCCGCGGCGGCCCGCAGCCUUUUGUCAGGCAGUUCGUCGAGCGCGCGCGCGAAAACCUCGAGGAGAUACUGCUCUUCGGCAUGUAUCUGCAAGACCUGGGCUGGCCCGAGCUGCCUCGCCUGAAGGUGCUGCAGUUGACCGGGCCUCUCAACUCGCUAAUGAACCAGCUUACGCCCGAACGGCGGAUCGACCCUUUCGUCCUCGCCCGGGCCACACCGAACCUGGAGCAGCUGUACAUGGACAACUUUGGCGUCUUCACCGGCGUCGACUCCCUGUCCCCGCCCGACGACUGCUGGUCCCUGUGGAGGCGCUUGCAGGUGAUCAAGCUCGGCAGGGCCUGCGGCGCCCUCUCCAUGGGCGACAAGCGCCACUUCCCGCCGCUCCACCCGUCCUCCUUCCGCAUCCUCGACGCCCGCGCCGUCCACCAGGGCAACCACGGCGACUGGCUCCCGCAGCAGCUCCCGCUCGACUACUCGGGCUACCCGGCCGCCGGGGGCCCGCCUCGUCGGCGCCCCUGCGUCGACCUGGCCACCGUGCUGCUCGAGCCCGCGAUCCGCUCCGGCCGCCUGCGCGAGCUGGGCCUCUGCUGGCGCCAGGACCCGGGCCAGUUCUUCCCCGGCGCGCUGGGCUGGCUGCGCGGCGCGCCGUCGGUGCGCACCUUUGGCUUCUUCAACUUCGACUUCGAGUCCCACGCCGCGCUGACGCGGGACCCGGCCCACCGCGCCGUCGACCCGACCGACCUGCUGUUCGACUUCCUCGAGGCCUUCCCGAACCUCGACGUCCUCGAGCUGCACUCGGAGCUGUGCGAGCCGCGCCGCAUCGCCGCCGUCAUCGAGCGCGUCGCCCGCCUCGGCCGCCUGCGCCGCGUGUACCAGAGCGCGCUGACGGGCGCGCCGAUGGACCAGCUGCGCGCGUCCUGCGAGGCCCACGGCGUCGAGCUGGUCUACGGCGGCUGGGACCCGCUGUUCCCCGUGCCGCUGGAGCCGCUGGGCCCCGUGGAGCCGGUCGAGGCCAUGAUGUCGGAUAUGCUAGCGCUGAAGGACGACUGAGGGGACGCUUGAUCGGGGUAGUCGCGGCUCGUCUUCGUGGAUGCAAUUCCUGUCUAUUUUCUGUUCUGGUGGCGCGAUGGGGGGGCACACUGUCCGGGAGGUCGGAACGCGGCCAGGGAGCAUUAGGCGCAACGGGACGGGACGGGAAGCGCCUUGUCUUACAUAUACGGGACGGAUACAUCACGGGAGGACACGAGUUUUGAUAGGACAUGAACGAGUCAGACACAGUCAGGGAAAACUCACUGGGGAGAGACGAUUCAAGAGAGCGUUCGCGGUCUGGUCGAAUAAGUGAAAACAACGCAGAAGAGGAAAUCAAAGUGGAUUAAUGUGGUUGUUUCCAAGCUCUCGGCUACAUUGUGUGCAAGAAAAGAAAGGAACCCCCCUCCGCGGAACGCAUACAAGCCAUCGCUAUCGUGACACUGUGGUUGGG